Messenger RNA from Pseudophryne corroboree (corroboree frog), 3350 nucleotides. RefSeq names its product oocyte zinc finger protein XlCOF7.1-like. Lineage: Eukaryota; Metazoa; Chordata; Amphibia; Anura; Myobatrachidae. Gene Ontology annotation, biological process: regulation of transcription by RNA polymerase II. The coding region runs from base 243 to 3185 and encodes 980 amino acids. Gene Ontology annotation, cellular component: chromatin; transcription regulator complex; PcG protein complex. Gene Ontology annotation, molecular function: RNA polymerase II cis-regulatory region sequence-specific DNA binding; DNA-binding transcription factor activity, RNA polymerase II-specific. The record is from RefSeq and is a predicted model, not a curated record. The transcript is spliced from 7 exons.
CUAUUGCUGCUGCAGCUGAUGCCGGACUGGUCUACAAGAAAAUGGCCGCCGGACUCCGGCACUGAGGACAUAUGUGGUAAUAUUCAUAUUAUAGCUUUACAGAGGACGGGGCUGUGGCCUGUGACAAUACUUCCGAACUUAGCGUUCCACAUACAGUGUCCGUGGAGAUCAGGAACUCCAGCUGUCGGGAACGGAGUUUUUACUACACAUCACACGUUCUGUAUUCUCUCUGAUUCACAAGGAUGGACAAGGACAGGAGUCACAGGACUGAGAGUAUAAUAAAUAUCACCCUGGAGAUCAUCUACCUGCUGACUGGGGAGGAUUACACAAUAGUGAAGAAGACAUCCAAUGAGUAUGAGACACCCAGCAGCCAUCUCCGUGUAUCAGGAAGACUGAGUAGAACCCAGAGCCCCAUCACGGUGCCUCCACCUCACUCACUGACACAUGAGAGACACAAUGAUCAGAAGAUCCUGGAACUCACCAACAAGAUCAUUCAGUUGCUGACUGGAGAGGAGGGGGAGUAUAUAGAGGAACACGGGGGUCUGUACGAGGACGUGAUGAUGGAUAAUCACCGGCCCCUCACAUCACUUGAUGGACCCAGUAACAGAGAUACCCCAGAGAGAUGUCCCCGUCCUCUGUAUUCCCAGGACUGUACAGAGGAGAAUCACAGGAUCCCACAGGAGGAUCAGGUAGAACGUCUGUCUAAUACUAAAAUACCAGAUAUAGAGGGAGAAGAAGAGACGUAUGUGACUGAUAUAAAGGCAGAAGAUAUAGAGGGAGAAGAAGAGACGUAUGUGACUGAUAUAAAGGCAGAAGAUAUAGAGGGAGAAGAAGAGACGUAUGUGACUGAUAUAGAGGCAGAAGAUAUAGAGGGAGAAGAAGAGACGUAUGUGACUGAUAUGAAGGCAGAAGAUAUAGAGGGAGAAGAAGAGACGUAUGUGACUGAUAUAAAGGCAGAAGAUAUAGAGGGAGAAGAAGAGACGUAUGUGACUGAUAUGAAGGCAGAAGAUAUACAGGGAGAAGAAGAGACGUAUGUGACUGAUAUAAAGGCAGAGGAUAUAGAGGUAGAAGAAGAAAAGUAUGUGACUGAUAUAAAGGUAGAAGAUAUAGAGGGAGAAGAAGAGACAUAUGUGACUGAUAUAAAGGCAGAAGAUACAAAGGGAGAAGAAGAGACGUAUGUGACUAAUAUAAAGGCAGAAGAUAUAGAGGGAGAAGAAGAGACGGAUGUGAGAGAUAUGAAGGCAGAAGAUAUAGAGGGAGAAGAAGAGACGUAUGUGACUGAUAUAAAGGCAGAAGAUACAAAGGGAGAAGAAGAGACGUAUGUGACUGAUAUAAAGGCAGAAGAUAUAGAGGGAGAAGAAGAGACGGAUGUGAGAGAUAUGAAGGCAGAAGAUAUAGAGGGAGAAGAAGAGACGUAUAUGACUGAUAUAAAGGCAGAAGAUAUAGAGGGAGAAGAAGAGACGUAUGUGACUGAUAUAAAGGCAGAAGAUAUAGAGGUAGAAGAAGAGACGGAUGUGAGAGAUAUGAAGGCAGAAGAUAUAGAGGGAGAAGAAGAGACGUGUGUGACUGAUAUAAAGGCAGAAGAUAUAGAGGGAGAAGAAGAGACGUAUGUGACUGAUAUAAAGGCAGAAGAUACAAAGGGAGAAGAAGAGACGUAUGUGACUGAUAUAAAGGCAGAAGAUACAGAGGGAGAAGAAGAGACGUAUGUGACUGAUAUAAAGGCAGAAGAUAUAGAGGGAGAAGAAGAGACGUAUGUGACUGAUAUAAAGGCAGAAGAUAUAGAGGGAGAAGAAGAGACGUAUGUGACUGAUAUAAAGGCAGAAGAUAUAGAGGAAGAAGAAGAGACGUAUGUGACUGAUAUAAAUGCAGAAGAUAUAGAGGGAGAAGAAGAGACGUAUGUGAGGGGUGAUCAGCAGUGUAAGGAGGAGGAGAUCCCUACAGAUAUCAGCACAGCAGAUGGACACACAAGCAGGAAUAUCUCAGAAGGACAUCUAUUGUUAUCCCCGGAUUGUGACAUAAAAGAUGACAGUAGACAGGAUUCUCCAGCAUUUAACCCCAUUACCCCAAUUAUAUAUCCAGCUCUAUCAACUGAUCCCCCUGAUCCUGGGAAAUGUUCUCCUGAUCACUCUGAUAUUGGUGCAUCUGUUACAGCUUUGAGAGUAGAUACAGUGUUUCCCUGGUCUAUAGAUACCAAAUGUUUUACACAGAACACAAACCUUAUUACUCAUCAGCCAGCUAAGGCAGGUGAGAGGCCAUUUCCAUGUUCUGAGUGUGAGAAAUGUUUUACAUAUAAAUCAGAUCUUGUUACACAUCAGAGAAGUCACACAGGUGAGAGGCCAUUUCCAUGUUCUGAGUGUGGGAAAUGUUUUACAUAUAAAUCAAAUCUUGUUACACAUAAGAGAAGUCACACAGGUGAGAAGCCGUAUUCCUGCUCUGAGUGUGGGAAAUGUUUUGCAUCGAAAUCAAAUCUUAUUAAACAUCAGAAAAGUCACACAGGUGAGAAGCCGUAUUCCUGUUCUGAGUGUGGAAAAUGUUUUGCAUCGAAAUCAUAUCUUGUUACACAUCAGAGUAGUCACACAGAUGAGAAGCCAUAUUCCUGUUCUGAGUGUGGGAAAUGUUUCACACAGAAAUCAGCCCUUGUUACACAUCAGAGAAGUCACACAGGUGAGAGGCCAUAUUCCUGUUCUGAGUGUGGGAAAUGUUUUACACAGAAAUCAGAUCUUGUUACACAUAAGAGAAGUCACACAGGUGAGAAGCCGUAUUCCUGCUCUGAGUGUGGGAAAUGUUUUGCAUCGAAAUCAAAUCUUAUUAAACAUCAGAGAAGUCACACAGGUGAGAAACCGUAUUCCUGUUCUGAGUGUAGGAAAUGUUUUGCACGGAAAUCAGGUCUUGUUACACAUCAGAGAAGUCACACAGGUGAGAAGCCGUAUUCCUGUUCUGAGUGUGGGAAAUGUUUUUUAUCUAAAUCAAAUCUUGUUAAACAUCAGAGAAGUCACACAGGUGAGAGGCCGUAUUCCUGUUCUGAGUGUGGGAAAUGUUUCACACAGAAAUCACAUCUUGUUACACAUCAGAGGAGUCACACAGAUGAGAAGCCAUUUUCAUGCUGUGAGAGAAAUAAAUCCGCUCUUGUUGAACAUAUUAGACAUUACCCAAGUACGGAACCAUUUAAAUCUUCUGGAGUAUAAUUAUCACUGCCAUGCAAUGUUCCUCAAGGGUCAAUCCUAUCUCCUAUGCUUUAUGCAAUAUACAGUCUGGUCCAUAUAUAUUGGGACAUCGACACAAUUCUCAUAUUUUGGGCUCUAUACACCACCACAAUGGAUUUGAAAUGAAACAAACAAGAUGUGCUUUAA